Messenger RNA from Candoia aspera, 768 nucleotides. It is a transcript of the gene HHLA1, whose product is annotated as HHLA1 neighbor of OC90. Lineage: Eukaryota; Metazoa; Chordata; Lepidosauria; Squamata; Candoiidae. The transcript has 10 exons. The record is from RefSeq and is a predicted model, not a curated record. The coding region runs from base 1 to 768 and encodes 255 amino acids.
AUGGCCACUGCAGAGCUGCCUGCAAAAUUGGUUGAUCUGGCAACAAUUAACCUGACGGAGAUGGUGAAUGAAAUGCUAAAUACAGCUCUCAAAGGCACUAAAGAAUUCUUCUCUUUGCUGAGCAUUGUAUCUUAUAGCUCAUAUGCCUUCCAGAAAGUUUCCAUUGUCAUCUACAACAUAUCCAGCUUAAGGAACAUAGAUCCUGCAAAGUUCUCCAUGCGGUACUGUUAUUGCUUAAACAACAGGACUAAUGAUUUAACAGAUUUUACAGCAUUGCUGGUGGACAUUGUUGGAAACUCCACCGGUUAUCUUACUGAGAUUUUCAAAUCAACUUCCAUUGUGUCAGUGAGCCAGCGGAAUGAUACAGACUGCAUCUACAUUUGUGUCAUGUCUGGACGAAUAGGCAGAAAUCUUUCAGACUUGUGGGAAGCAAUAGAGAAGUCUCCUAUAGUCAACUACACUUUUUCUGGUAACAUAUCAGAUUUCUUGGAAUGCCCACAGGCCAUCAAAAAAGGCAAUUUUGUGACCAUGUCAUCCAUCGCAGCUCAAAAGCUGAAUCCUUGCGUGAUGGAGCUGUGCAAGUUUUAUCAACAGUGCCUUUGUACCAGGGACCGGAGCUACUCAAGGGAUCAAGCUAUGAGGUACUGUAUUGAAAACUAUCGGUGGUUCUUUAAAAAUGCAGCAUACAUUUGUGAAAAAGUCAAGAGAUCGGCUUAUCCCAAGACAUUGAAGCAAAAGUGCCUUAAAUAUAUUUGUAAAUCUAUAUGA